Messenger RNA from Cynocephalus volans (Philippine flying lemur), 2232 nucleotides. It is a transcript of the gene AP1M1, whose product is annotated as adaptor related protein complex 1 subunit mu 1. NCBI's taxonomy places the organism in Eukaryota, Metazoa, Chordata, Mammalia, Dermoptera, Cynocephalidae. Gene Ontology annotation, molecular function: clathrin-cargo adaptor activity. Gene Ontology annotation, biological process: vesicle-mediated transport; intracellular protein transport. The transcript has 12 exons. The record is from RefSeq and is a predicted model, not a curated record. The coding region runs from base 102 to 1373 and encodes 423 amino acids. Gene Ontology annotation, cellular component: clathrin-coated vesicle; clathrin adaptor complex.
GGAGGCGAACGGUCACCGGUCGCGCCCGGCCUUGCUCAACGCCCGGCAGUCUCCGCCGUCGCCGCCGCCCUCUGCCGCUGCCGAGGCUUCCCGCCGCCGCCAUGUCCGCCAGUGCUGUCUACGUGCUGGACCUGAAGGGCAAGGUGCUCAUCUGCCGGAACUACCGCGGUGACGUGGACAUGUCAGAGGUGGAGCACUUCAUGCCCAUCCUGAUGGAGAAGGAGGAGGAGGGGAUGCUGUCACCCAUCCUGGCCCACGGGGGCGUCCGCUUCAUGUGGAUCAAACACAACAACCUGUAUUUGGUUGCCACUUCCAAGAAGAACGCAUGUGUGUCACUGGUGUUCUCCUUCCUCUAUAAGGUGGUGCAGGUGUUUUCUGAGUACUUCAAGGAGCUGGAGGAGGAGAGCAUACGCGACAACUUCGUCAUCAUCUACGAGCUGCUGGAUGAGCUCAUGGACUUCGGCUACCCCCAGACCACUGACAGCAAGAUCCUGCAGGAGUAUAUCACUCAGGAAGGCCACAAACUGGAAACAGGGGCCCCACGGCCCCCGGCCACUGUCACCAACGCAGUGUCCUGGCGGUCUGAGGGCAUCAAAUACCGGAAGAACGAGGUGUUCUUAGACGUCAUCGAGUCUGUCAACCUCUUGGUCAGCGCCAAUGGCAAUGUCCUGCGCAGCGAGAUCGUGGGCUCCAUCAAAAUGCGUGUCUUCCUCUCAGGCAUGCCCGAGCUGCGCCUGGGCCUCAACGACAAGGUCCUCUUUGACAACACAGGCCGCGGCAAAAGCAAGUCAGUGGAGCUGGAGGACGUGAAGUUCCACCAGUGCGUGCGGCUCUCGCGCUUUGAGAACGACCGCACCAUCUCCUUCAUCCCACCCGAUGGCGAGUUUGAGCUCAUGUCUUACCGUCUUAACACCCACGUCAAGCCUCUGAUAUGGAUUGAGUCCGUGAUCGAGAAGCACUCCCACAGCCGCAUCGAGUACAUGAUCAAGGCGAAGAGCCAGUUUAAGCGGCGGUCGACGGCUAACAACGUGGAGAUCCACAUCCCUGUGCCCAACGAUGCCGACUCGCCCAAGUUCAAGACGACGGUGGGGAGCGUCAAGUGGGUCCCUGAGAACAGUGAGAUCGUAUGGUCCAUCAAGUCCUUUCCGGGCGGCAAGGAGUACUUGAUGCGAGCCCACUUUGGCCUGCCCAGCGUGGAGGCCGAGGACAAGGAGGGCAAGCCCCCAAUCAGUGUCAAGUUCGAGAUCCCCUACUUCACUACUUCCGGCAUCCAGGUGCGCUACCUGAAGAUCAUUGAGAAGAGUGGCUACCAGGCGCUGCCCUGGGUCCGUUACAUCACUCAGAACGGAGAUUACCAGCUCCGGACCCAGUGAGGCGCCACCGCAGCCGAAGCCCCCAGCCCUGGCCUCAGGGCCCCUGGUGGAAGCACUAGGGAGACGCACCUGCCAAGCUGCCAGAUGGAGGGGCACUCCCUGGACUCUGGCCACUCUCCCGGCCUCCACCCAGGAACCCCUCCCUUUCCAGGACCGCUUUUCCCAGAAGAGACUCAUCUUAGAGCAGUCUUUUCUCCUUGCCCCUGGAGUCAGUUCCGGGGGAAGGACAUGGACUCCCUGCCUCUAGAGCUCAAAUGCAGCCUUUUGUGCUGUUUGGCUCCCAGGUACCCAAAAGCUCAGCCAAUGCUUAGACGCAGCUCGCGCCACCUAGGGAAAGCGCCGGACUGGCCGGGCCAGCAGGGGCGUCAUUUUGUUGCCAUUUUGUGAAAUGUUCUAGGUUUAUGGGUGUCCUUGGGAUUUGUCUUUGUUCGUUUGUUGCUGUUUACGUUGUCCCCGCUGUCCACGCGUCCUGUCACGUCAUGGGGCACUCAGGCAGCACUUAGUAUGGGCCUGGCCCUUGUCCCUUUCCUCCCCAGGGGGCCCACAGAGGCCCCUUUGACACACUGGGGUAGGAAUCGCGUGCCCUCGUUGGGUGCUCCUUGGAGGCCGUGGGCCUGGUCCUAGAGGCCUCACCAGUGGCACCUUCCCAGGGCCUGCCUGGGCCACAAGGCGCUGUCACUCAGCCAGAUCAGUGUUUCCCCACCAGGGUGGUGGGGGCCAGUGAGGGGCGCUGGCCUCAGCCUUCUUCUUGCCCAGGGUCCAGAGGGUGGGGGCACAUGUCCUCCUCAUCUGUGCUUGGUCACCCACCUCAGCACCCUGGGCGAUUCAUGUUCUUACAUUAAACACCAUUUGUUGACUA